AUGCGUCCAUCCCAGCUCCUCCGCGCCUCCCACUACAAGCCCAUGAUCAAGUUCCUCGGCGCUUCCCGUAAAACUAUCCAACAUCCCCCCCACAAACCAGCCCCCCACCCCUGCGCGCCCUCCGACAUCAAAGAUUCCUUCCCCACCUUCCUUUCCAAACGCCAAUCAUCCUCCCCUUCCUCUUCAUCGUCUUCAUCAUCACCCCAAUCAUCAACGCCAUUCAAAGAUACCGGCUUCAAACCCAGCGGCAAACCGAACGAUUUCGACAACUUUUGGGAGGCGCCUGGGUAUCUGUGGAGGACGAAGGAGUUGUCGGAGAAGGAGAUGGAAGCUGUUGAGAGCGGUGGUGCUACCGAUAUCAGAGACGGCGCGUAG
Messenger RNA from Cryptococcus wingfieldii CBS 7118, 375 nucleotides. RefSeq lists its product as hypothetical. Bases 1 to 375 code for a protein of 124 amino acids. The transcript is spliced from 3 exons. The record is from RefSeq and is a predicted model, not a curated record. Gene Ontology annotation, biological process: 2-oxoglutarate metabolic process. NCBI's taxonomy places the organism in Eukaryota, Fungi, Basidiomycota, Tremellomycetes, Tremellales, Cryptococcaceae.